GUUCACUUCGCAUCGCGGGGUGAGGGGGGUUUGAACCGAGGCAUUUCCGGAUUGUUUUUACUCCUACAGACAUCAUACAUACAACAUCACUUCACUUCACCUUCCUUCCCUUUACCCCUACCCCUUGAUUAACACUCAAAACAAACCCUCCUCCACAAAAAGGCCAAACCAAAAAUGAACCGUCUCACCCAACUCUCCUCUCAAUGCACCUACCCCUCCGGCCUCCUGGCCAACCAAACCGCCCUCCUCACCGGCGCCGCCCAGGGCAUCGGGGCCGAAACCGCCCGAUUGUUUGCGAACGAGGGAGCUCGCGUGGUGAUUGCCGAUAUCGAUGAGGAAAAAUCCCAAGCGCUUGCCACGGAGCUCAACACCCGCCAUCAAAAGACCAUCGCGCUGGCGGUGGCGGGCGAUCUGAUGGACGAGCGGUACAUCGAGGAAUUGGUCGAGAAGACGGCGGCGUUCGGGGAGGGCAAGAUCCAUGUUAUUGUGAAUAAUGCGGGGUUUACGUGGGACGGGGUGAUUCAUAAGAUGACAAACAAACAAUGGAAUACCAUGCUCGCCAUCCACAAUACCGCUCCCUUCCAGCUGGUGCGCGCCGCGGCCAAGUACUUUCGCGUCAAGGAUGGUGAGCCGCGGUGUAUUGUCAAUAUUAGUUCGACGAGUGGAGUGCAUGGAAAUGCAGGCCAAGCCAACUACUCCCUCGCCAAAGCCGGGAUAGUCGGUCUCACCAAAACCCUCGCCAAAGAAUGGGGCCCGCAGUUCGGAGUGCGCUCCAACACCGUCGCCUUCGGCCACGUGCAGACGCGUCUCACGGCGCCCAAGGAGGAAGGCGCCACCAUCACCACCUCCGACGGGGAGAAGGUCGUCCUGGGAAUCCCCGGGAAGCAGUUGGAUGCCAGAAGAACGGGUGCGGCUUCGGGGGCGGGAGCAGCUUCGGCCUACCCUGAUAUUCCGCUGGGGAGGCCGGCGAGUCCCGAAGAGGCGGCCAGGGUGGUGUUGGCGGUGGCGAGUCCGUUGUUCGCAUAUGUUACGGGGGAGACGAUCAAGGUUACGGGAGGACGGAAUAUGUAGAUGCUUUUUUUCCUUCCUGAGGUUGGAGGGAAAUUUGGGGGUUUUCCCCAUAAGUAUCAAUAUCUUGAUAAUAUAUACACAGAAGGG
Aspergillus saccharolyticus JOP 1030-1 is the source of this 1158-nucleotide messenger RNA. RefSeq names its product SDR family NAD(P)-dependent oxidoreductase. The record is from RefSeq and is a predicted model, not a curated record. Lineage: Eukaryota; Fungi; Ascomycota; Eurotiomycetes; Eurotiales; Aspergillaceae. The coding region runs from base 175 to 1071 and encodes 298 amino acids. The transcript has 4 exons. Gene Ontology annotation, molecular function: oxidoreductase activity, acting on the CH-OH group of donors, NAD or NADP as acceptor.